AUGACUACAAUUGGUUGGACUGUUGAAGACUGGAAAAAAUGGCAUUUUACGUCAACCCCCAAGGGAUCGUUGCAGUUAUUGAAGCAGGUUCUUGCAUCGCAAAGAACAGCUCCCGAGGAUCCAGCUUGGAUUUCUCUAGCUAGCGAGGAAAAUCUACUUCAUCAAUGGAAUUUUCUACAAUCAAAGUCUCACAAGAAUUCCCUCCCCUUGUAUGGUGUGCCCAUUGCCGUGAAGGACAAUAUCGACGCCAAGGGGUUUGAGACAACCGCGGCGUGCUCCUCGUAUGCCUACACCCCAGAAAAAGACGCAACCACAGUUAGAUUGUUAAGAGACGCAGGGGCAAUAAUCUUGGGGAAAACCAACUUGGAUCAAUUUGCAACAGGGUUGGUUGGAACGCGAUCACCUUAUGGAAUUACUCCAAACACAUUCAAUAAAGAGUUUGUGUCUGGAGGAUCGUCAGCAGGCUCCGCAUCAGUUGUUUCGAGAGGAAUUGUACCGAUUGCCUUGGGUACUGAUACGGCAGGGUCAGGCAGAGUUCCAGCUGCGUUGAAUAACAUUAUUGGAUUAAAGCCGACAAAGGGGGUUUUUUCAUGCAGCGGGGUGGUUCCAGCUUGUAAAUCACUAGACUGUGUUUCUAUCUUUGCAUUAAACUUGCAGGAUGCUCAGCUAGUGUUUAGUAUCAUGGCAAAGGAAGACGGUGAAAAUGACGAAUAUUCUAGAGCAAUGCCAGUCAACCCAAUCUUGAAGUUUUCUCGUAAGCCAAAAAUAGCCGUGCCUACAAACUUGGUUUGGUAUGGCGAACAGGAAAACCCGAUAUUAUACAAUAAUGCUGUAAAUAUAUUUGAAAAAGAGGUUAAGGUGGAACUCGUUUCAUUGGAUAUAGGACCAUUGUUGGAAUUAGCAAAGUGUUUGUACGAGGGACCCUGGGUGACUGAAAGAUUUAUUACAGUACGAGAUUUCUUAGCUUCAAAUCCACCAAUAAAGGAUUUGGAUCCUACUGUUUUACAGAUUAUUAAAAGUGGCGAGAACUAUACAGCGGCAACGGCCUUUGAGUUUGAGUACAAAAGACAAGCAAUAUUGCAGAAAGUGCGUAGGAUGUUGAAGGAUAUUGAUGCAAUAAUAGUACCGACUGCUCCAUUGAAUCCAACAAUUGACCAAGUUGUCAAAGAACCAAUUAAAAUCAACUCGUUUCAGGGCACUUAUACGAAUUUUGUAAACUUGGCCGAUUUAUCUGCAUUAUCUAUUCCAGCUGGAUUUAGAAAAGAUGGACAACCUUUUGGAAUAACAUUGUUAUCAAACAAGUUUAACGAUUAUGCAUUACUUGACUUGGCCAGUCGCUAUAUGCGGCCAUAUGCGAAAACGGUGCCCCAUUUUUACGGCGCUUUAAAGGAUAAGCUAAUCAACUCAACUAUUCAUGAUGAAUUAUAUGAUAGUAUCCCUCCAAUUUUAGAAGAGGAACAAGUCAAGUUGGCUGUUGUUGGAGCUCAUCUCCAAGGAUUCCAAUUACAUUGGCAACUAGAAAAAGUAAAUGCAAGAUUCAUACAAUCAACCACAACUUCAAAAACUUACAAACUAUAUGCAUUACCAAAAACAGGACCAGUUUCCAAACCAGGACUACGAAGAGUCAAUCAAGGAGGAGCAAAUAUAGCAGUUGAGGUUUAUUCUAUACCAAAGGAGAAUUUCGGUACUUUUAUAAACUUUGUACCUGAGCCUUUGGGAAUUGGAUCUGCUGAGUUAAUAUCAGGAGAAUGGGUUAAAUCAUUUAUUUGCGAGGAGCGCGGUUAUACUGCUUCUGGAACAGUAGAUAUUACUGAGUUUGGAGGAUGGAAAAACUACCAAGACUAUUUAGAAAGCGAAAGUGAAAAAUUCAAAAAACCGUUUAAAUCAGUAUUGAUAGCUAAUAGAGGUGAAAUUGCUGUAAGACUAAUCAAGACGUUGAAAAAAUUAGGUAUCAAGUCUAUAGCUAUUUAUUCAGACCCCGAUAAGUAUGCCAAACACACAUUGAUGGCAGAUGUUGCCUUUCCAUUGCAUGGGACCACUGCAGCAGAAACAUAUAUCGAUAUCGAUAAAGUGAUUGCAGUUGCCAAAGAAUCAGAAGCCGAAGCCAUUUUGCCAGGAUACGGAUUUUUAUCGGAAAAUGCCGAUUUCUCAGAUCGUUGUUUGCAAGAAGGUAUCGUUUUUGUUGGACCAUCAGGAGAUACCAUUAGAAAGUUGGGUUUAAAACAUUCAGCUAGAGAGAUUGCUAAAAAUGCUGGAGUUCCUUUAGUUCCAGGUUCUGGUUUAGUUAUGGAUGCCAAAGAAGCUAAAGAAAUUGCAUCAAAGUUGGAGUAUCCAAUUAUGGUGAAAUCCACUGCCGGUGGAGGUGGUAUUGGUUUGCAAAAAGUUGAUUCGCAAGAAGAUAUUGAAAGAGUAUUUGAAACUGUGAAACAUCAAGGUCAAUCUUAUUUUGGUGACUCUGGUGUAUUUUUGGAAAGGUUUGUUGAAAAUGCAAGACAUGUCGAAGUUCAAAUGUUGGGUGAUGGAAAGGGCAAUGCAAUCACUAUUGGAGAGAGAGAUUGCUCUUUGCAAAGAAGAAAUCAAAAGAUUAUUGAAGAAACACCUGCUCCCGAUCUUUCUGAAAGCACGCGGCAGAAGAUGAAAAGAGCUGCAGAAAGGUUAGCAUCUUUAAUGAAUUACAAAGGUGCUGGAACUGUUGAAUACAUUUAUGAUGCUAAAAGGGACGAAUUUUAUUUUUUGGAAGUCAAUGCUAGAUUACAAGUUGAACAUCCAAUUACCGAGUUGGUUUCCAAUAUAGAUUUGGUUGAAUGGAUGUUGUUGAUUGCUGCAGAUACUCCGCCGGAUUUUGAUGAGACAAAAAUAGAAUUGAAAGGGGCAUCGAUGGAAGCAAGAUUGUAUGCUGAGAAUCCAGUCAAAGACUUUAUGCCAUCUCCUGGACAAUUAACAGAAGUCACAUUCCCUAAAUGGGCUAGGGUUGAUACUUGGGUCGAAAAAGGUACUGUUGUGUCAGCGGAGUACGAUCCAACGUUGGCCAAAAUUAUAGUGUAUGGAAAAGAUAGAAAUGAUGCAUUAAAGAAGUUGCGUCAAGCUUUAGAUGAAACCGUUGUGCACGGGUGUAUAACUAAUGUGGAUUACCUUCGAUCGAUUGCUAAUUCCAAAAUGUUUGAAGAGGCAAAAGUAACAACUAAAGUUUUAGACUCUUUUGAGUAUAAGCCACAUGCGAUUGAGAUUUUAAGUCCUGGUGCAUACACAACAGUUCAAGAUUUUCCAGGAAGACGAGGGUAUUGGAAUAUUGGUGUUCCUCCCUCUGGUUGUAUCGAUCAAUAUUCAUUCAGAAUUGCCAAUAGAAUAGUAGGUAAUGACAGUGCUUCUCCAGGUCUUGAAAUUACAUUGAAUGGACCCAAGAUAUUAUUUCAUCAAAAUCGUGUUGUGGCGGUUGCUGGUGGUAGAUGUCCUGUUCAAGUUAACGGUAGGGAAGUUAGCCAGUGGGAGCCAAUUGAAAUUAAACGCGGUGAGACAUUAACAAUCGGUAAGUUGACUACUGGUUGUCGAGCAUAUCUUGCAGUUAGAGGCGGGAUCGAUGUUGUUGAAUAUUUAGGUUCAAGAUCCACUUUUGCUUUGGGUAACUUGGGUGGUUAUAAUGGUAGAGUUUUAAAACUUGGGGAUGUUUUAUUUUUAGGUCAACCUGAUGUUUCGAGCUCUACCUUACCAAUCCCUAUUUCAGCACCAAUAAAAGUUUCAAAAUCAAUAAUACCAAAUUAUGAUCACAAAGUAUGGCAAAUCGGCGUCACCUGUGGGCCCCAUGGAUCUCCAGAUUUUUUCAAAGAUGAGUCAGUUGCUGAAUUUUUUUCGUCAACUUGGAAAGUUCACUACAACUCUAAUAGAUUUGGUGUUCGAUUAAUUGGUCCAAAACCAAAAUGGGCUAGAGCAGAUGGUGGUGAAGCUGGUUUGCAUCCUUCAAACACUCAUGAUUAUGUUUACUCGAUGGGUGCUAUCAAUUUUACCGGGGAUGAGCCAGUCAUUUUAGCUUGUGAUGGUCCAAGUUUGGGUGGAUUUGUUUGCGAAGCCGUUGUUACUGAGAGUGAAUUAUGGAAAGUUGGACAAGUUAAACCGGGCGAUUUAAUAAAGUUUAUACCAGUUUCAUAUGAAGCAGCAAGGAAGAUGAAAAGACAACAGGACCAAGUGAUUCAAAACUUGGAAGGUGAUUUGUCAUCAUCAUCAUCGUCAUCAUUGGAAAAAUAUUGUUUGACCAAACCUGAAGAUCCAAUUCUUUACCAAUUUCAAGUUUCUGAAAAUGCACCAAAAGUAACAUAUCGACAAGCUGGUGAUAGAUAUAUUUUGGUUGAAUAUGGCAAUAACAAUCUUGACUUGAAUAAGUCAUAUAGAAUACACAAGUUGGUAGAAGCGGUGAAGGCAUUUGAGCCCAAGGGGAUUUAUGAGUUAUCACCUGGUGUUAGAUCAGUAUUGGUUGAAUUUACUGAAGACAUCACUCAAAGAGAAGCAUUAGACACUUUAAUUGCUUAUGAAAAGGAAAUAAUAUUUGUUAAUAAGUGGCAAGUCAAGUCGCGGGUUAUCAAGUUGCCAAUGGCCUUUGAAGAUCAAAAGACAUUAAAUGCCGUAAAGAGAUACCAAGAAACGAUUAGAAGCGAUGCUCCUUGGUUGCCAAACAAUGUUGAUUUCAUUGCCAGUAUCAAUGGCGUUACUAGAAACGAUGUAAAAGAAAUGCUAUAUACUGCUAGAUUCUUGGUGUUGGGACUAGGUGAUGUUUUCCUUGGUGCUCCUUGUGCAGUUCCCUUGGAUCCAAGGCACAGGUUUUUGGGGACCAAAUACAACCCAUCAAGAACAUUUACACCGAAUGGUACAGUUGGUAUUGGAGGUAAUUACAUGUGUAUAUAUACUAUGGAAUCACCAGGUGGUUAUCAAUUGGUUGGACGAACGAUUCCUAUUUGGGAUAAACUAACUAUUGGAGAACAUUCAAACGAUGUCAAUAAACCAUGGCUAUUGCAGCCAUUUGACCAGAUUGAAUUUUAUCCAGUCACAGAAGAGGAAGUUGAUAAAUAUUCAGAACAAAUGGAUGCGGGUAAGUUCAAGGUUGAAAUCAUAAACACUGUAUUUGACCAUGGAGCAUAUUUACAGUGGGUUCAAGAAAAUUCUGAAUCUAUUGAAGAGUUUCAAAAUGCACAAGGAGGUGACAAAUUGAAAGAGUUUAAUAGGUUAAUUCAGGUUUCUAAUAAGGAAUUGGAAAAGAAUGGAACUAAGAUUCAAGAAGAGAAAAAAUACUCGGAGAAUGCUGAAAUGGUUUAUUCAGAGUAUUCGGGGAGAUUUUGGAAGAAUAUUGUGAAUGUGGGUGACAUUGUGGAAAAGGGACAACCUUUGGUUGUUGUUGAGGCAAUGAAGACGGAGAUGGUCAUAAAUGCUACCGCAAGUGGGAAAGUUAUUGAGAUUUGCCAUAAGAAUGGUGAUAUGGUUGAUGCUGGUGAUUUAGUUGUAGUUUUGGAGGUGGAGAAUUAG
Lodderomyces oxycetoniae is the source of this 5508-nucleotide messenger RNA. RefSeq names its product bifunctional urea carboxylase/allophanate hydrolase (gene DUR1,2). Lineage: Eukaryota; Fungi; Ascomycota; Pichiomycetes; Serinales; Debaryomycetaceae. Gene Ontology annotation, cellular component: mitochondrion. The record is from RefSeq and is a predicted model, not a curated record. Bases 1 to 5508 code for a protein of 1835 amino acids. The transcript has a single exon. Gene Ontology annotation, molecular function: urea carboxylase activity; ATP binding; metal ion binding.